Messenger RNA from Orbicella faveolata, 1305 nucleotides. Its product is annotated as carbohydrate sulfotransferase 11-like. Gene Ontology annotation, cellular component: membrane. The record is from RefSeq and is a predicted model, not a curated record. NCBI's taxonomy places the organism in Eukaryota, Metazoa, Cnidaria, Anthozoa, Scleractinia, Merulinidae. Gene Ontology annotation, biological process: carbohydrate biosynthetic process. Gene Ontology annotation, molecular function: sulfotransferase activity.
AUGUUUUACUACUCUCUUAGAUAUUCAUAUACUUCGAGACUGGAGAUUAAGUAUCUGGGAACGCUGAACUUGAAGAUUGAAAACGAUUUUGUUGAAUCUGACGUAACGUCAACGAAUACGUCGCGAACAAAUUCUUCGAUACAAGCGAGCGACAAAGUUUAUUUGCUUCAAGAGAGCUCAAGCGUAAAGCACUCCGACCAGAAGAUCAAAACGACGGUGUUGGCGAUUGAUAAUAAAAAUAACAGAAAUAGAACCUCCAACAACAGUUUAACUAAUCAUUCAGCCGAUGGAUCAGUAGCAAUUCACGAUAACCACAAACAAAACAGCUCAAUUAUUGGUAAAGCGAAGGCUGGAGUAGGGAGCGAUGGAAGCAAAACAGUACAAGAUCUUGAAGAGAACUUAUGUCCUAACAGCCCUUCGACGUUAGUAGAAAUUCAUGCCGCAGGAGAUAUAGAAGAGGAUCCAAAUGUACAGACUGUACAGGAAUCAUAUAUUCUCAACACUCCAAGAGAGUUACGACAACGAGAACGCAGAAGGCUGGUUGAGAAGUUUUGUCAAAAGACUGGACACAAUGCCAUGCCAGACCCUUUUCACUUGGCAGUGAUUCCUUCUCUCAAAAUACUAUACUGUGUAACACCUAAAGCGGCUUCCAGGCAGUGGAGGACAAUGCUGUAUCACUUUAACAAAGGCCUAAGAGGGAACUUGCGAUUGAAUUCAUUUCCUCCUGACCAGCAAAAGCGGAUGUUGCAAACAUAUUUCAAGUUCACGUUUGUUCGUGAGCCGUUCGAGCGCAUUCUGUCGGCGUACAAAGACAAGUUUAUCAAUCUAAGGCAGGUAUCCGUAGACCGCAAAAUUCGUGAAUUUCACGGCAAAAAAAUCCUGAAGAACUUCCGUCCACAUGCUUCAAAGAGUGCACUUAAAAAACUCGAUGACAUCACUUUUCGUGAAUUUAUUCAAUAUUUAGUAACCAAAGGAAGCAACAAGAGCACGCCUGUUAUGGACUGGCACUGGGACAAUUACGUCAACAUAUGUGGAAUGUGUGCCAUCAACUAUGACUUUGUAGGUCAUUACGAAACUUUUGAUCAAGACUUAGCAGACUUCAAAGAGGCAGCAGAGUUAUCGCCUGAAGUAGCUAAGAGAUUCAAUGCUCGUGCUAACAAUAAAUCCGAUACCGCCUCCUCUUUACUCAGUUAUUACUCGCAGCUUCCCAUAGAAUGGGUCGACAUCCUGGGUCGGUUGUUCAGAGCCAACUUUGAGAUGUUUAAUUACGACUUUCCGGGACCUCUUAAGAGUCUGUUUGAGUAA